UGUCUGUGUGUUUGUCUGAAGUCUCUGCUCCUAACACAGUCACCUUGUAUGCUGCUUGUUCUUGCAUUUAUCAGUCCCACUUACCAUUCUGAUAGCCACCUGCCACAAGAUGACCUGGUCCUGGAGGUUACUUUGUGCAGCAGCUCUAACCUUGGUCGCCAUGUCGGCGGCAUCCCCUGUGGGCGAGAUAGUGGACGUGGAUCCUGAUGACCCUGAGGUCCAGGCUUGUGCCUCAUUCGGCCUUGAAUCACUCAGUUUCCGUGACCAUGCCCACCACUACAGCAUCCACAAGGUGGUUUCUGUCACCAAGGAGAACAUUGGUGCUGGUCAGUAUGACAUCGAUGUGGAGGUGAAGAAGACCCCAUGUGGCUCUGAGGGAGUGGACUCCUGCGCCCCUGGCUCAGCAGAUGGACAGAUUCUAUACUGUAAGUUUGUGGUUAUAACUGCUCCAUGGAAGAGGCAACGUAUUCUGAUCAGGAGCUCAUGCAGCGAGUCUCAGUUUUAAACUGCAGAGCUUCUCCAGAGACACCAUGACUACGCCCCUUUACAUGACAUGUGUUAAUGGGUUAUAAAUGACAAUAAAGAAUAAAAA
Messenger RNA from Alosa alosa (allis shad), 592 nucleotides. Its product is annotated as cystatin-SN-like. NCBI's taxonomy places the organism in Eukaryota, Metazoa, Chordata, Actinopteri, Clupeiformes, Clupeidae. The record is from RefSeq and is a predicted model, not a curated record. The transcript has 3 exons. Gene Ontology annotation, molecular function: cysteine-type endopeptidase inhibitor activity. Bases 110 to 505 code for a protein of 131 amino acids.